ACGUCGACAGCCACCCGAGGCGCAGCGCUCUCCGUCCAGCGCCGACAAGUGCACCUCCGCGGCCGCCCUGCCGCGCACGCCACCCGGCGCCGUGCUCCACGGCAUCCUCCUCGUGAGCUCGACGACGCUGACCUCCCCGCCGCAGUGUGACGCAGUGCCCGGCGCCGCCCGUGGUGCCCCGGGUCCCGGGGGCAGGCCUGCCGCGCGGCUCCACCCGCCCCGAGGAUGCUGCCGAGCUGCCCAGUGCCAUGAUGGGGUACCCGUCCGCCCUGGAGCCCGCGCACCCCGCGCACCCCGCGCACCCCGCGCACCCCGCGCAGCACUACGAGCCCCCGCCGGCCGCGUGCACGGACAACUCCAGGCGCUUCUCCGUGACGCGGCUGCUGGAGCUGGAGCGGCCGGGCUGCGGCCCCGCGCCCGCGGCGGCGCCCGCGCAGCACAGCGACGACGAGGACUGCUCGGGCGCCCCGGGUGCUCGCCGCCGGUCCUCCCAGAAGCCCCGCCGGAACCGCACCACCUUCAGCUCGGCGCAGCUGUCCGCCCUGGAGCGGGUGUUCGAGCGCACGCACUACCCGGACGCCUUCGUGCGCGAGGACCUGGCGCGGCGCGUGCAACUGAGCGAGGCGCGCGUGCAGGUGUGGUUCCAGAACAGGCGCGCCAAGUUCCGCCGCAACGAGCGAAGCGUGCUCUCCCAGCGGGGUGGGCUCGGGCUCGGCCUCGGGCUCUCUGCCACCCCCGCCCCGCUCACCUCCCCGAUGUCGCCGCUGGGGGCCCCGGGCGGCCUGGGGGCGGGCCUCGGCCUCGGCGCGCUGCCCGCCUCCUUCUGCCCGCCCCCGCCGCCCCCCUGCGCGGACCAGGGCGCGGACCACGGCAGGCACCUCGCCGACGGCCAGGUGGUCCCCGACUACUCCAUGCUGUGGAAGUCACCCACCGUGGCCGAAGGGCUGGGCCCGGGCCUGUCAGAAUCCUCCCUGCUGCACCACGGCCAGCCCAACCCGUCCUGCGCGUUCAUGGCUUCAGGCCUGCCGCCGUCCUACAGCUCGUCCAGUGCGCCCUCCUACAGCGUCACCAGCAGCAUCGCGAACCUCAGGCUGCGGGCGCACGAGUACAGCAGGGAUGCGCUGACCUAUUACUAAAUGAGAACCGUAGCCGGCGCGCGCGGUGUCGUUGAAAGUUUCGAAAAUUGAACGCUUUCCGCAUAUUAUUAGUGCUAUUUUCGACGAGGUCUCUUGUUCCAAGUGAGAAAUGAGUUAUCUUCAACGUCGACUCGACGUCGAGACAGUCGAAUAAACGUCAUUUUGUCCUCCCAAAUCCACAUCUUUUCGAUAUUUCGACGUCGAUUCGACGUUGAAUCCGCGUCCCCAUUUCUCACUUGGGUUAUUACCAUUAAAGAGGGAAUUCCGCUGGCCUCUUCCUUGACUAGUCAAAAAUGUGGAUUAAACAUAAAACACAAAGAUGCGAUACCCAGUGAGAAAUGAAAUAUCAGACCGAUAUCGAAACGAUAUCGAAUAUCAGAUAUGUGUCAGUUUCAGGACCAUCUCAGUGUCGAAGUGAUGCGAAAAUUGACAAACUAUAUCGUUCUGAUAUCAGUCCGAUAUUUCAUUUCUCACUGACAAACUGUCUUAUUAACACGAAAUCGUUACGCCAAAGCCACAUUGACGCCGUGAGAGUAAUGUCCAUAACGUCAGUAACAGCAGUAUAUAUGGCCUAAAUGUUUACUUAUCAUGAUAUUAUGAUGAACAGUGACCAUUUCGCGUUCUUAGAUAGUUACUUACGUACGACUGACUGAAACUAUGUGUACACUCUUUUAUCAAAUAAAUGGUUCAAA
This is a messenger RNA of Frankliniella occidentalis (western flower thrips), 1828 nucleotides long. Its product is annotated as paired mesoderm homeobox protein 2-like. Gene Ontology annotation, molecular function: RNA polymerase II transcription regulatory region sequence-specific DNA binding; DNA-binding transcription factor activity, RNA polymerase II-specific. NCBI's taxonomy places the organism in Eukaryota, Metazoa, Arthropoda, Insecta, Thysanoptera, Thripidae. The record is from RefSeq and is a predicted model, not a curated record. The coding region runs from base 249 to 1136 and encodes 295 amino acids. Gene Ontology annotation, biological process: regulation of transcription by RNA polymerase II. The transcript is spliced from 4 exons.